AUGAGUUCGGUGUUGGGAGCCUUUCCGGCCAUUGUCAACCGAUCAGUCCUCUCCCCGCUCAAGAUUCUCCCAAAGAAGUUCACCAGCACUAGAUUCACAUUCGGCGAUAGUGCCGACCCAGCUCAAGAUUCAGCAGCCUCUCCGCCCCUUUUUACCUCUGCCAAGGUAUCCGACCUGAUCAAGGAGGUACCUAGUAUAGAGAGCUACUCGCCCCACCCUCUACUGCCGCUCGGAUCUCUACAGACCAUCUAUUCGGCUUUUGCAGAUACAGUCCAGGUGGAUGUGGUUCACUUCAAGAGGCACGUCUUGCUCCUGCCCGAUGGAGGCACACUAGCUUGCGAUGUCAGCCCGCCCGAAUUCGAUGAAGAGGGAGAUGGAAAGCGCAAUACCGUCGUCAUCAACCAUGGUCUGACUGGAGGCAGUCACGAGUCCUAUGUUAGACAUGUUAUACCCCCUCUCGUAGCCGCUGGAUACCGAUGCGUAGUCGUCAACUUCCGUGGAUGUGGUCAGACGCCUCUCUCAACGCCUCAGCUCUACUCUGCUGCCAAGACGGACGAUCUCCGAUGUGGUCUCUUGUGGGUUACGAAGCGCUUCCCUUCGACUUCGAUCGUCUUGAUCGGCUUCUCCCUCGGAGCAAACGUCGUCGCCAAGUAUCUAGGCGAAGAAGGCGCCAAUACUCCCGUCAAGGGAGGCAUGGUCUUAGCCACGCCCUUUGACCUCAAGAUCGGUAGCGACGCCUUAGCAUCAUCAGCCCUCUACGACCGAGUCAUGUCUAGCAACUUGACAAAGAAGUGCGCCGUACACUCGGGUACCAUUGCCCUUGAUCCCGCUUUCCAUGCACCUUUGCGGCGGCUCAUUGACCCCAAGAAGUACGCAGCCAAGUACCCCGAAGACGUCAAGCAGAGGGGCGUCAAGCCAGGCAGUCUAAAGUGGGUCGACGACACGCUCACAAGGCUCUGCGGAGGUCAUGUAGCUCCCUACGGCGGCUUCCCAUACGAUUCCGCUGACCAUUACUACACCAACAAUGGCUCGAUUCUCCUUCUUGACAAGGUCGCCCGUCCUCUGCUGUGUUUGAACAGCGACGAUGAUCCGAUUGUACCGAUGAGCAUGCUCAAAGAGGCGGAGCAAAAGGUCAAGAAGAACUCAAAUGUCGUACUCGCCAUCACUCCCGGCGGAGGCCAUUUGGGUCUGUGGACCAGCCCAGCUUAUGCAUCCAAGAAGGAGACCGGGCCCGGGGCUGGCUCCGGGACUAAGCCAGUGCGGUGGCUGGGGCCUGUCGCCAAGGAGUGGGUCAAAGCCGUCUUCGAUGCGGCAGAAGCGGACGGGGGCAAGUGGAGAGAGACUACAGAUCUCUGGAGCGAGGGUAAAGUCAGGGAGGUGCACGACGUCGAGUACGAUGUUCUCUGCGAGGAAGAGGUGAAGCCCUUCGAUUUCAACGAGAGCAAUGGAGAAGAGGAUGCAAAAGCAAGCAAGGAGCGCAGGAAGCGGGAGGCCAAAGCCGAUGCAAAAGCCCUCAAGGAUGAGCUGCCAGCAGGUCUAGGCAGCCGUCUUCCGAGCCGCGUAGCGGAUGGAGAGCCCAUCGGCGCCAAGGGUGUAGACACUGCAGGUACGACUCCCUCUGCUGUCUCUAGUCAGGGUACAUCGCGCCAGAACAGCGGUGCGGCCACUCCCGCCUCAUUUUCCUCUGCCCCUUCUUCCUCUUCGUCCACUACGAGCACCACGACGAAGCCUGUCCUUCCCACUCGAAUGGCAUGGCUACUCACGCCUCUCCUGCCGGACUAUCCCCUCUACCACCCACUCAAGCCGGACGAACCCCCCGCCUUUCCCGCCCACGCUGAGCGUCGUCUCAAGGGAACAAUGCGGCAGUGCGUCUCCCUCCCCCAAGUCGGCUUUCUCGAACUACCCGAGAGUACACGUGUAGCGGGAGUUGGGAAGAUUUUCCAGGGAGGAAUUUCGAUUGAGGGAUUGGGGACGAAUGUUAAAGGUGAGAGGGUUGGAGCGGGAGAAGAGGGGAAGAAGAAGGGGGUGUGGGCACAGUGGAAGGGGUCCCAGCCUGGACAGGGGAGGACAGUUGCUGGGUUGUAA
Molecule: messenger RNA, 2085 nt
Organism: Microstroma glucosiphilum
Lineage: Eukaryota; Fungi; Basidiomycota; Exobasidiomycetes; Microstromatales; Microstromataceae
Product: alpha/beta-hydrolase
Exons: 2
Coding region: 1-2085 (694 amino acids)
Biological process (GO): medium-chain fatty acid biosynthetic process; medium-chain fatty acid catabolic process
Molecular function (GO): acetylesterase activity; monoacylglycerol lipase activity
Source: RefSeq, a predicted model, not a curated record